Molecule: messenger RNA, 2223 nt
Organism: Prorocentrum cordatum
Lineage: Eukaryota; Dinophyceae; Prorocentrales; Prorocentraceae
Source: the annotation of a GenBank genome assembly
AUGUACAGGUCAUGCAUGCUGGCGUCCCUGAGGUCGCUGCUUCCGAAGGACUGGGACGGGACUCACGAAGUCGCGUGGAACUGGCUUUGGGACAAUGUGGAGCGGUUGCUGAAGGGCAGCUUGGGGCGCCCGCGCAUCUGGGAGGCUGCGCUUGCCAGGUCGCUGGACGGCAUGGAUGACGGCCAGAAGUUCAAGCUGCGCAAAGCAUUGUACAUCCGUUUCUUCCAGACUACCCCGCAGGGGCAGGAGUAUUUCAAGCAGUCGGACACUCGCCUGCAUUUCAUCGCUGACAGAAUCAUGCAGAUGUCCAUGGAGCUCUACCAAGAUCCCGUCAAGAUGGUGGACGAGCUCUCUGGGCUAGGUCUGCGCCAUGUCGGUUACGCGAUCCCGCCAGAGCUCAUGAAUCCGUUCGUAUGCGCAUUCAUGGACGAGUUGUCUUUGAAGACGAGCGACGAGACGGCCAUCGAGGCAGCACGGUGGUCUCUCAACCUUAUCUGCAAGAUGUUGGUGCGAACCAUCAACGAGGGGUCUACGCUUGUCAUGAAGGCGAUCAACGCGAACUCUGUGAAGCAGCUGCGAAAAGCUAUUUCCGUGGCCACGCGUAGGGGACGGUCGCAGAGCAUGCUCAACAUCCAGGUGGGCCGCCACGCGAUCUCGCCGCUGGACUGGGCGCUGCAGAGCGGGAGUCUGGACGCCGCGCGCGCCAUCCUGGAGGACCUGCUGACCAUCAGGGCUGACCGCGAACGGUAUUAUUACGGCAUGGAGGACCUGUUCUCGCGCCACCCCGACAUCAUCCGACGCCUGUGCAAGGACGCGCCGGCGCUGCUGCCGACGCUGCUGGGCGGGCUGGUGUGGCGCUCGCAGCAGGCGAAGGAGGGCGUGCGGCGCGCGAACUAUUACGUGAAGCACCUGGUCUUGGACAGCGAGGGCGGGGUGUCCAAGGCAAUGGAGUGGCUCUGCGAGGCCAAGGACCCGAAGAUCAUGAUUCACCCGGUAGUCCUGAAGGUUUCUAGUAUCUUGUGGAAUGGUUUUGUCCGGCGAUUGUUCAUCCUUUCGAGGUCGUGGUUUGUGAUGAGUUUGAUCGUGUUCAUGCUCAGCCAGGCCCUCCUUCCCAAGAUGCCGAAUGUCCAGAAUUCGCGCACGCUUCGAAUAGUGGUCUUUGCCGGCAGACUGUUGAACUACACCUUCACCAUGUUCAGACUAAAAGCGCAGCACUUAGGACAGACAUUCCGGCACUUACGCGACAGGGACCUGACCACCAGAUUGUGGUGUUUCCCGGUGCCUCGGUACUUGGAAGACUUUCAGGAGAUUGGUUCUCUGUGGCUUCUACUGCUACUUAUGUUAAUGUGCGCCCACGAGCCGAUGCUUUGGUGCCUCUCGUCAUCCGACGUUGGGAGCGACGAGUGGCCUACCGAAUUCUGCGAGGAGAGCGACCACGUGCGUUUUCGAUACUCGCUUUUCACCGCAUUUGCCAUGGUUGUCCACUGGGGAAUGCUAAUCGACUUGGCUGUCUUCUCCACGGCCCUCUCGGCCUUUGUACUGAUAUGCGGUCAAGUACUGUCUGAGUUUAGCCGCUUCCUCGUUGCACUUACUUUUCUCAUAUUCACUUUCGCGAGCUCAAUUAGCGUAUUGGAGCAUGACUACCUUUUGAUGCGCGAUAUCCCGAGAUCUGCUGUCGCGUUGUUUGGCAUCACUGUAGCUAUAUUCGAGGACGAUUACCGAGACAUGAGUCAUGAGCCUGCCUUGCUGUGUGCAGUGCUGCUUUUUGUCACAUUCACAGUUAUUCUGCUCAUGAACCUGCUCAUUGCGCAGCUGAAUACUACAUAUGUCCGAAUCUACCAGGAUACAGUAGGUUGGGCGCUCAUCAACCGCGCCAGCACGAUUGUUGAGGUACUGUCGACAGUUUCCAUGACGAAGUGGACGAGGUUCGUGGAAGGCUUGGGCUUCGACGAAAAGUUGGAGUUCAACGAAGGCGACGUCGGGCUGCCGGGGGGCGUCGUCGAGGCGGAGCCCGCGAGCAUGCACCCGGUGGUGCACGAGAGCAUCCUGCGGUUCGGGGGCUCGUGCAAGGGGGACGAGCCGUGGCCGGAGAGUAACGAAAUGCUUGAGGAGCUCGAGGAGGACAAGCUGGACAAGCUUGAGAAGGUGAUCCGCAGGACGUGCAGGAAGCUGGGGACGAGCCGGGCGGCGGUGGGCCGGCGCGCCGCGGCAGAGGGCGCGUAG